AUUGCCCCUCCCUUCUCCAAACUCCAAACUCCAAACUCCAAAUUUCAGCAAUGGAAGCUUUAGCCCCAAUCUCCAACUCUCUCUUCCGAUUCACAAAACCUUUAAAUUCGAUCCCAAAUCGGAGACCAAAAACCACGAUUGCCGCCAUAAACGACGCCGCUUCGCAGCAGCAAGCUGAUCCCUCCCAACUCCAGAUUACUUGGCAAAUAGCCGUCGGCGCCAUUGCUGGAGUAACCCCGUUUGUGGUGGCCGGAAUUGAGUUCACCAAGAGAAUUGUGGCACAGCAAAGAUGUGAAGAAUGUGGAGGUUCGGGGCUUGUUCUUAUGGAGGACGACUACUUCCGUUGCCCACAAUGCGGUGGGUUUUUGCCUUGGCAGUCAUGGAAGCGAUUCUUUUGGGGCUAAACAUCUAAAAAAACAACAAAAAGCACUUCAUUUAAGCACUUCUAUUCCUUGAUUGUAUUACAUGUAAUUAUGGUACUAAAGAUGUGUUUACAUAAAUUAAAUGCUCAAUCAAAUGGAAUGGUAACAUAUUGCUCAUUGGUYUGUAAUUGUUACAGCCCUAAACUGUGAAUAUCCUACCACUUUUAAACUUA
Momordica charantia (bitter melon) is the source of this 595-nucleotide messenger RNA. RefSeq lists its product as uncharacterized. NCBI's taxonomy places the organism in Eukaryota, Viridiplantae, Streptophyta, Magnoliopsida, Cucurbitales, Cucurbitaceae. The record is from RefSeq and is a predicted model, not a curated record.